Molecule: messenger RNA, 519 nt
Organism: Diuraphis noxia (Russian wheat aphid)
Lineage: Eukaryota; Metazoa; Arthropoda; Insecta; Hemiptera; Aphididae
Product: (E3-independent) E2 ubiquitin-conjugating enzyme UBE2O-like
Molecular function (GO): ubiquitin conjugating enzyme activity
Source: RefSeq, a predicted model, not a curated record
AUGAAGUAUCCCUUCGCAAUUGAUUCCUCGGUUUUUUAUGAAUCAUGGGUUGGUGGAGUUUAUGAUGUAAAAUGUAAAGUUACAUUUGCUUCUCAAGAUGGAUCUAUUUUUACAUUAGAGGAUCCAUAUAGACGAGACUUUAUAAGUCUAUCUACAAGUGAUAGUUUUUCAAUUGAUGACAAUGUAUUCUAUCACGGGCAAAAACUAAAAAUGUGUCUAGAUUCCUUAGAAAAUGCAAAAUUUUUAACUAUCAGUAACCUUAUGAAAUGUUUAUGGCACAACUAUAAGAAGAAAUUCAGUUAUAAAUUUGGGUCCAAGUGGGUCAAAGUGUAUGUUCAAGAUGUUAUUGUUUCAUCAGUUGAAGUUGAAUGGUACUGCCAAACAUCAAGUAGAACAAAGCCACGCGAAGAAUAUUGGCCAGAAAGAUUAUUUACUGGUGAUAAUUUGAAAAAGACAUUAAACCAGACUAUUUGAUCUUAAAUUCCUAUGACUUAAAAUUUUUUAACUCUUGUAUUUUGC